Messenger RNA from Macaca mulatta (Rhesus monkey), 2264 nucleotides. The record is from RefSeq and is a predicted model, not a curated record. NCBI's taxonomy places the organism in Eukaryota, Metazoa, Chordata, Mammalia, Primates, Cercopithecidae.
AGAGACGGGGUUUCACCGUGUUAGCCAGGAUGGUCUCGAUCUCCUGACCUCGUGAUCCGCCCAUCUCGGCCUCCCAAAGUGCUGGGAUUACAGGCUUGAGCCACCGCGCCCGGCCGAUUCAUUUUCACUAAACCACAAAGCAAAUGUUUUCCUAAAAAUCACCCGGUUAACAAAGUCUGUGUAUUUAAGCCAAAACAAUUUAACUGAACAUACGGGCCACACAUUCGUUUCAGGUCCCUGCUAAUAAGUCAGUCUGGAAAUUCACAGGUGUGCCCAUCCUGCCUUGGCUGCUGAAGUCCAGGUGUCUAGGGCUGACUGAUGCCCAUUAUGCCUCCCCUUCCCCAUCUUUGUCACAGGAUUUGAUGCACCAGCUCUCCUAAUGACUCUGUCCACCACAAUGCCAAGCCUGACCCUGGCCCUCCCAUAUGCUGUUCAGCCCAAGCGCGGAGAUUGGCUAUUAACCCUGUAAAUAGGCCUCUGACCCCCAGAGGCUGAUGGCUGGCCAGGGAAAGCUGAGCUGCUGACGCAGACUGGGAGGCAAGAGCCCACUUCCAGCAGCCAGGAUAGUUGUGUCUAAAUCCAUGACUGGGGAGGGGUUAGAGCCUUGAGGAACAAAAUUAUUCUACCAGCUGCUGAUGGCCCUGGGAGGCUGCACUGGCCCAACAGCUGGGCCCCUCUCAUGGGUCCGCUUCUUCGCCAGGAGAGAAGCCACUCCUGGGUAGGUACUGCCCCACCCAAACCCAGCCAUCUGGAGUGACCCAGCCCUGGUUCCCAGGUAUGUGGAUGUGGAUUGUCCCACCCAACCCACUCUAUAGUGAGCAAACAAGCCCUUUGGGACAGUGGUCACAGCCUCCCCUGUACCUCUGAACAGCCUGCCAGGCUCCCUACUCUUAGGCCUCCACUCUCCACCAGGGAAAGCCCUGAGCUGAGAGUUGGGGAACCCCCAGGCAUUUCCCCUGCCCAGGACGCUCUUUUGACGUCAGGGAGGGCUGUGAGGGCUUUCUAGGUCUCAAGAUGAGGAGCUUGAAGAUGCAGCCUGGCAAGUAAGAAGACGUCACUGGAGUCUGGGGGUGGAGCUGCCUGGUCUAUAAAUCCUGGGGCCAUCAGGCUAAGGUCCUGCAGCCGCCUGAAGGAGCCAUCUCAUCCACAGCUCUUCCUCGGUGAGUGGGGAGCCUUCCCUAAGGGCUGGGACACCUGGAUCGAGCUUCAUCCUGGGUCCAUGGUGUGCUGCUCCUCUUCCCCAUUCCCAAGCACCUCCACCCCUGAACCAUGCCAGAAAAGUCCCCUUUUCCUCUCCUCUCCGAAACAGCUCUACCAUCUAUUGUGCUUGCUGCCCCUGGCAUGGGAGGGAAUAAGGGGUAGAAGCAUUUGCCCCCAUCAACACCACACAUCCAUUCCACAUCCCCAACUACUAUGAAAGAGAUACAGCAGGCCACAGAGAAAAGGGCGGAAGGCCUGCCACUCUGUGGCCUAGCACUGGUGCUCCAGAUGCCCCUAUAUUGAGAACUCCCCUGACCAUCCAUCUAUCCUCCCAUCCAUUGGCCUGAAUUCAGGUCUCUGUUCCCCUCCAACUUUCUUCCACUUCUGGAAACUCCUUGAAGGAAGGAUGGAUGGGCUUGGACAAGUGGGAGGGCCCUCGGAGUUGGCAAGGCAGGUAGCCUCUGUGUCCCGGGCUCAGGGAGAAGGCUGGUCCCCUGGAGCAUCGUCCCCUGCUGGGCCAGGAUCCCCCAGGAUCUGGACCCCUGUGUGCUUGGGAUGAAGAGCCGUGGCAGAGAGGGAAGGGCAUAAGGAGAUACCAAAGCUGCCCCUGGGAUGCCAGUUUUCCAAGGUGGCCCUGUAGGAAGGGGGGUGGGAUGUAGGGGUGAGGUAAGGCUCCUUGAAUGCUGUACCCUGUCCAUUAGAGCAGCCAUGGCCAGUUCCAGGCGAGGCCUCCUCCUGCUCCUGAUGCUGCUGACUGCUCACCCUGGACCCUCAGAGGCUCAGCACUGGUCCCAUGGCUGGUACCCUGGAGGAAAGCGAGCCCUCAGCUCAGCCCAGGAUCCUCAGAAUGCCCUUAGGCCCCCAGCAGGCAGCCCAGCCCAGGCUACCUAUGGCCUCCCAAGUGAUGCCCUGGCUCACCUGGAAGACAGCAUGCCCUGGGAGGGCAGGACCAUGGCGUGGUGGUCCCUUCGCAGGAAGCGAUAUCUGGCACAGACACUACUGACGGCAGCCCGAGAGCCCCGCCCCGUCCCGCCGUCCUCCAAUAAAGUGUGAGGUUCUCCGAA